AUGGGAUUUUUGAGUGGUGUGCUUAGUAACAUCCACAAGCAUUUAGGGCAGCAUAAAAAUGAAAUAAAUAUUGCAAUUGAAGCACUGAACACCAACAAACACCUUGGUAAAAAAGGUUUUAGUGUUGCGAUUGUGAAGGUGGUAGAAGGGGUGGGGAGGUAUAAUGAUGCUGUCAGAAAUUCCAACAAUCAUGUCAAGAACAAAAUAACAGAUUUCGACAGAGAGAUGAAGAGACUCAAAAAAACGGUAAGUGAAGAUUUAAAAAAUAAUUCUGCUGCAGGUGCUGGAAGAAUUGUGCAGGGAUCCGUGGACUCUGCUGACCAAUUGGUGGAGACAUGCCUUAGCAACGCAAACAAAUUCAAUAAAUCUUUAGACACUGCAAAACAUGAAAACGUGAGAAACGCGAUUAAUGAUUGUAACUCUAUAGUGCGUGAUGAUGUGAAUAAAGCGCGUGCCUGUGUUAAGCUUGAGACGGAGCAGUUCGCUGCUCUGUCGAGUAAGCAGCAGGAAGAUCGAAAGGUGAUGAGGGAGAAAAUAGAGCGUUGUUUGACAGAUCUGGGAACGUGCGUGAAUGAUAGUAUCAAGAAAAAGGUGGCUAAGCUUGUUGAAGACUUGGGUUUGAAGGUGAAAGAAAUUAAGAGGCAGCUUGUCGAAAUACAGGGCAAGUUGGUUGAGUAUAUAAGAGAGUUGACGACGUGGAUUGAUAAAGCGCAGCCUUUGAUUAACUCGGCGUUUGAGAAGGUGAAAGAGAUAUUAGAGGAUAUUAACGACGGCAACUCGGUCAAGAAACCCUCUCUAAUCAAAUCAACCGUCACGCAAAUAGAGGGAGCGGUAGCAAUGCUCAAAGGUGCAGGGGAAGACGCCGGUAAGGUUGUCAAGGAGAAAGUAUCCGCGGCGCUUAAGCAGGUGAAGGAAAUGAACGACGCGCUGAAACAGGAUUUGUAUUCAGUCAAGCAAGAAAUCCAGAAAGCAAUUGUGAAUCAUGUCAAGAAGCAAAUCAAGACGCCGUAUGAUGAGCUAGAGGGGAACGUGAAACAAGAUUUGACGACUUUGAAGGGGAAUAUAAAAAGUGAAGUGAAUGCUAUUGUGCUGAGCUCAAAUGAGUUUUCCGAUCAAUUUACUGCAACGCAACACGCAAUUGAUGCGGCAAUCCAGAAAGUGCACAAUAAGGUAAACAACUUCAAACACCUUAGUAAUUUCAACACAUUUGCAAGCGACUUUGACAGCAGCGUACCCAUGCGUGGGAUCCUCUAG
Molecule: messenger RNA, 1254 nt
Organism: Babesia bigemina
Lineage: Eukaryota; Apicomplexa; Aconoidasida; Piroplasmida; Babesiidae
Exons: 1
Coding region: 1-1254 (417 amino acids)
Source: RefSeq, a predicted model, not a curated record